CAACGAACGUAACCGGGAUUUGUACAUCGCUUUCGUCAACUUAUGAUUACCAGUUAAACUUUCAUUGAUUCAGUAAGUUGAUUGGUGUGCUGUUUAGUUCUCCCCAGGGAUGAUCUGAAAGUUUCUGAAUUGAUAUGAGCUUUCUCAAAGGAAUCAUCGAUUCAUUCGGCUCGAUAUUCUCCAGUGAUAGCUCGCUGCAUGAACCUCAACUAAAGCCUAGCACUUCGUCUUCCCAGUCCAUGGAAGGGGUAACUGGAACUUCAGUUUCAAACGAACGCAUCGCGUAUAAGCUCAAAGGAUUCUUCGAUUUAGCAAAAGAAGAGAUCGCCAAGGCUGUCAGGGCCGAAGAAUGGGGCUUGGUCGACGACGCGAUUCUUCACUAUAAGAACGCCCACCGUAUUUUGAUCGAAGCUAGUUCCACUCCUGCCCCUUCUUAUAUAAGCUCUAGUGAGCAAGAGAAAGUGAGAUCAUAUCGACAAAAAAUAUCGAAAUGGCAGGGUCAAGUUUCCGAGAGAUUACAAAUUCUUAAUAACCGGUCAGGUGGCACAUUUGUGAACAAGAGCACCUUAGUUCCUUCACAUACAGCUGCAGGUCCAUCUACAUCAUCCAAUCCUAAAAAAAGUAUGCCACAAAAGCCUCCACGUUCUAGUAUAGGGAAUGGAAUUGUAACAAACCAGACAAGUAGAGUUACAAGCCCAAAACCUGUGCAAGAGUCCAGUAAUGGCUAUGAAUCAAAGUUGAUUGACAUGAUAAAUACAGCAAUAGUGGAUAGAAGUCCGUCUGUCAAAUGGGACGAUGUUGCUGGCCUUGAAAAGGCAAAACAAGCUUUAAUGGAAAUGGUUAUUUUGCCAACUAAAAGAAGAGAUUUGUUCACUGGCCUCCGGAGGCCUCCUAGAGGUCUGCUUCUCUUUGGCCCACCUGGUAAUGGGAAGACCAUGCUUGCCAAAGCAGUUGCAUCGGAGUCAAAGGCAACAUUUUUCAAUGUUUCUGCCUCUUCCUUAACAUCAAAAUGGGUGGGAGAGGCGGAAAAGCUUGUCCGGACUCUGUUUAUGGUGGCUAUAUCCAGACAGCCAUCUGUAAUUUUCAUGGAUGAAAUUGAUAGUAUCAUGUCGACAAGAUUGGCUAAUGAGAAUGACGCAAGUAGAAGGUUAAAGUCAGAGUUCCUAAUACAGUUUGACGGUGUUACCUCCAAUCCUAAUGAUUUAGUCAUUGUUAUUGGAGCUACAAAUAAACCACAAGAAUUGGAUGAUGCAGUUCUUAGGAGAUUGGUAAAGAGAAUAUAUGUACCUUUACCGGAUGAAAAUGUCCGGAGACUUCUUCUUAAGCACCAGUUGAGGGGCCAAACCUUCUGCUUGCCUGGUAGAGAUCUGGAGAGACUUGUGAGAGAAACAGAAGGAUAUUCUGGAAGUGAUCUGAGAGCCUUGUGUGAAGAAGCUGCAAUGAUGCCAAUUAGAGAGCUUGGUGCAAGUAUUCUUACUGUCCAGGCAGAUCAGGUAAGAGCAUUGAGAUAUGAAGAUUUCCAAAAGGCUAUGACUGUCAUCAGACCUAGCUUGAACAAAAGCAGGUGGGAAGAGCUUGAGCGAUGGAAUGAAGAGUUUGGCGCUAACUAAUCUCCGAACUGUAACAUUAAUAUUAAACACCAUUCUGAACAAGUCCUAGGAAAAGCAAAUAUAGGCAUAGCCUAUAGUGCAAUUCUUGUAAAUGUCAUGUCUCACUAGUUAAUUUAGUUUGAUUUGUGUAAAUUUUUUAUAUUCUUUGACAUAAAAGAUGUCAUGAAUGUGGUUAUGGUGUGGCAAAAAAAGAUGUUUGGUUCUUGAGAAAA
Carica papaya (papaya) is the source of this 1822-nucleotide messenger RNA. RefSeq names its product AAA-type ATPase family protein. Gene Ontology annotation, molecular function: ATP binding; ATP hydrolysis activity. Gene Ontology annotation, cellular component: microtubule cytoskeleton. Lineage: Eukaryota; Viridiplantae; Streptophyta; Magnoliopsida; Brassicales; Caricaceae. The record is from RefSeq and is a predicted model, not a curated record.